AUGCAAAGUAUAGGACGUCGAGCUCAUAUUGUCAACUUAGAUCCAGCUGCAGAACCAUCAGAAUUUGAAUUCACAAUAGAUAUCAGAGAUUUGAUCUCAUUACAAGAUGUUAUGGAAGAAUUAAAUUUAGGUCCAAAUGGUGGAUUAGUUUAUUGUUUUGAAUAUUUAUUACAAAAUUUAGAUUGGUUAGAUGAAGAAAUUGGUGAUUAUAAUGAUGAAUAUUUAAUUUUUGAUUGCCCUGGACAAAUUGAAUUAUAUACACAUAUUCCAGUCUUACCAACUAUUGUUAAACAUUUACAACAACAAUUAAAUUUUAAUCUUUGUGCUACAUAUUUAUUAGAAGCUCCAUUUAUUAUAGAUCGUUCUAAAUUCUUUAGUGGUGCGCUAAGUGCAAUGAGUGCAAUGAUUUUAUUAGAAUUACCACAUAUUAAUAUUCUAAGUAAAUUAGAUUUAAUUAAAGAUGAAUAUUCUAAAAAACAAUUGAAAAAAUUCUUAAAUCCUGAUCCAUUAUUAUUACAUCAAGAUGUUAAUAAUACAACAAAUCCAAAAUUUGCAAGAUUAAAUGAAAGUAUUGCUCAUUUAGUUGAUGAUUUUGGUAUGGUUCAAUUUUUACCAUUAGAAGCUAAAAAUUCUGAAUCAAUUACUACAAUUUUAAGUUAUAUAGAUGAUGUUACUCAAUGGGCUGAAGGUCAAGAACCUAAAGAACCAAAUGAUGGUUUAGAAUUUGAUGAUGAUGAUUUAGAAUGA
This is a messenger RNA of Hansenula ciferrii, 747 nucleotides long. RefSeq names its product putative signal sequence-binding GTPase GPN3 (gene GPN3). The coding region runs from base 1 to 747 and encodes 248 amino acids. Gene Ontology annotation, molecular function: GTPase activity. Lineage: Eukaryota; Fungi; Ascomycota; Saccharomycetes; Phaffomycetales; Wickerhamomycetaceae. The transcript has a single exon. The record is from RefSeq and is a predicted model, not a curated record.